UAAGUUUCCACGAUCUUCAACCCUCGUCCUCACCUUUCCGCCUUUUUCCGAAAGUGCAAUCGCUCCACGAAAAACUGCGCUAGUUCGCGAGGAUUCCGCAGCACUUGAUAAAAUUUUGAGUUGAAAGAAAAUGGAACAGAAUGGGAAGGAUAGUCUUACAGCACCACUUCUUCAAUCCCCUGAGAGCGUUGCUGUUAAUUUUUCACAAGGAUCAUGGCGAAGUGAUAAGAGCACGAGGAAGGUCACGUUUAGAAUUGGUGGAAUGGAAUGUGCCUCUUGUGCAGCAUCAAUAGAAUCUGUUGUGGGGAAUAUGAAGGGAGUUGAGAGUGUGUUGGUAUCUCCUCUUCAAGGCCAAGCAGUUAUAAAAUACAGGCCUGAAUUUAUAAAUGCAAAAAGAAUCAAAGAGGCUAUAGAAGACUUGAACUUUGAAGUCAAUGAAUUUCCAGACCAAGAUAUUGCUGUAUGUCGGGUUCGAAUCAAAGGAAUGGCCUGCACCAGCUGUUCUGAGUCAGUUGAGAGAGCACUUCUCAUGGUUGAUGGUGUUAAAAAGGCUGUAGUUGGCCUUGCUCUUGAAGAAGCGAAGAUACACUUUGAUCCCAAUAUCACCGAUUCUCCUCGCCUAUUAGAAGCUAUUGAGGAUGCAGGGUUUGGAGCUGAGCUCAUUAACUCUGGAGAUGAUGUCAAUAAGGUUCAUCUAAAAGUUGAAGGUUUUCAUUCUCCAGAAGAUGCCAUAAUUAUCAAGUCUCAUCUUGAAGCAGUGGAGGGUGUAAACCAUGUCGAAAUCGACGAAGUGAAUCAUAAAGUAACAGUUGCAUAUGAUCCUGAUCUUACAGGCCCCAGGUUCCUUAUUGAAUGCAUACAAGAAGCUGGUAAUACCCCAAACUUAUAUCAUGCCAGCUUGUAUACAACAACCAGAGCGAGAGAAACAGAACGACAGCAUGAAACUAUAGCCUACAGAAACCAGUUUCUCUGGAGUUGUCUGUUCUCAGUUCCAGUGUUCCUCUUCUCUAUGAUACUUCCUAUGUUGCCGCCAUUUGGGGAUUGGCUAAACUACAAACUCUACCAUAAUCUAAACAUAGGAAUGCUACUCAGAUGGGUAUUUUGUACACCUGUGCAGUUCAUUAUUGGCUGGAGGUUCUAUAUGGGUUCUUAUCAUGCAUUGAGACGGGCAUCGGCAAACAUGGAUGUUUUGGUUGCAUUAGGAACAAAUGCUGCCUAUUUCUACUCCAUUUACAUUUUAAUAAAAGCUUUAACCUCAGAAUUUUUCGAAGGGCAAGACUUCUUUGAAACCAGUUCUAUGUUAAUAUCUUUUAUACUUCUCGGAAAAUACUUGGAGGUGGUUGCAAAGGGAAAGACAUCAGAUGCUUUGGCCAAGCUUACAGAACUUGCUCCUGAUACAGCUAUUCUGCUAACCUUAGAUGCAGACGGAAAUAUCAUUUCAGAAACAGAAAUUAGCACUCAGUUAUUGCAAAGGAAUGAUGUGAUCAAGAUAGUUCCAGGCUCAAAAGUCCCAGUUGAUGGGGUUGUCGUAAAGGGUCAAAGCCAUGUAAACGAGAGCAUGAUUACAGGAGAAGCAAAUCCCAUUGCUAAGAGAACAGGAGACAAGGUGAUAGGUGGUACGGUGAAUGAGAAUGGAUGCAUAAUAGUCAAGGCUACUCAUGUUGGAUCGGAGACUGCUUUGUCACAGAUAGUUCAGUUAGUGGAGGUUGCGCAGCUUGCAAGAGCUCCAGUUCAAAAAUUAGCAGACAAGAUUUCUAGGUUUUUUGUCCCCACAGUUGUCAUCGCUGCUUUUGUCACUUGGCUUGGCUGGUUCAUCCCUGGAGAAGCACAACUAUAUCCCCGCAGCUGGAUCCCAAAAGCCAUGGAUGCAUUUGAGCUAGCUUUACAAUUUGGAAUCUCAGUAUUGGUAGUUGCCUGUCCAUGUGCUCUAGGACUAGCGACACCAACAGCUGUUAUGGUUGCCACUGGAAAAGGUGCAUCUCAAGGCGUCCUAAUAAAAGGCGGUAAUGCACUCGAGAAGGCCCAUAAGGUCAAAACUGUUAUAUUCGACAAAACUGGAACCCUAACGGUUGGAAGACCCACAGUUGUUCAGACAAAGAUCUUUACAAAGAUGUCAUUGCUGGAGUUAUGUGAAUUGGCUACUGCUGCAGAGAUUAACAGUGAGCAUCCUCUAGCGAAGGCUGUUAUAGAACACUCGAAGAAGUUGCAGCAGCAGUAUGGAUCACACAACGAUCACUUACGAGAAGCCAAGGACUUUGAGGUGCAUCCCAGCACUGGAGUUAGUGCCAGCAUUGGAGGCAAAAGGGUGCUUGUCGGAAACAAGAGGCUCAUGCUUUCUUCUCAAGUCCUGGUUAGUCCCGAAAUAGAAGAUUAUACAUUUGAUAUGGAACAUUUAGCCAGGACUUGUGUGUUGGUUGCCGUGGAUGGUGUCAUCCAUGGGGCUUUUGCCGUCUCUGAUCCCUUGAAGCCCGAAGCUGGCCGUGUAGUUUCAUUUCUCAAUUCCAUGGGCAUUUCGAGCAUUAUGGUGACUGGUGAUAACUGGGCUACUGCCACUGCCAUUGCAAAAGAGGUUGGAAUCAAUAAAGUCUUUGCCGAGACCGAUCCAGUGGGAAAAGCUGAUAAAAUCAGGGAUUUGCAGGCGAAAGGUUUGACAGUGGCCAUGGUUGGCGAUGGCAUCAAUGACUCCCCAGCUUUGGUUGCUGCAGACGUUGGCAUGGCGAUUGGGGCUGGCACUGACAUCGCCAUAGAAGCAGCUGACGUGGUUCUCAUAAAAAGCAACCUCGAAGAUGUGGUUACUGCCAUUGAUCUAUCAAGGAAGACACUUGCUCGGAUCCGACUCAACUAUGUGUGGGCUCUAGGAUACAAUGUACUCGGAAUGCCUAUUGCUGCAGGUAUCCUCUACCCAUUCACCGGAAUUAGGUUGCCUCCUUGGCUCGCGGGAGCUUGCAUGGCGGCCUCGUCUAUAAGUGUUGUUUGCUCUUCAUUGCUUCUGCAAUCAUACAAAAAGCCAUUGCAAAUUCAAGAUGCUGAGAUAUCUGGGGACUACUUGAAUUCUGUUUAAGUCAUUGAUAAGCAUUGUUUGAAAUGUUACUUUUAAUCAAUUUGAUGCUGACUUAGUAAUGUGACUAAUUAGAUAUUAGUUU
Molecule: messenger RNA, 3143 nt
Organism: Zingiber officinale
Lineage: Eukaryota; Viridiplantae; Streptophyta; Magnoliopsida; Zingiberales; Zingiberaceae
Product: copper-transporting ATPase HMA4-like
Exons: 10
Coding region: 131-3061 (976 amino acids)
Biological process (GO): monoatomic cation transport
Cellular component (GO): membrane
Molecular function (GO): ATPase-coupled monoatomic cation transmembrane transporter activity; ATP binding; ATP hydrolysis activity
Source: RefSeq, a predicted model, not a curated record